Molecule: messenger RNA, 1906 nt
Organism: Zeugodacus cucurbitae (melon fly)
Lineage: Eukaryota; Metazoa; Arthropoda; Insecta; Diptera; Tephritidae
Product: facilitated trehalose transporter Tret1
Exons: 6
Coding region: 258-1670 (470 amino acids)
Biological process (GO): carbohydrate transport; transmembrane transport
Cellular component (GO): membrane
Molecular function (GO): sugar transmembrane transporter activity
Source: RefSeq, a predicted model, not a curated record
AUUUGAGAAUUCCGUUGUUAACCGUAAGGGUUCGUCGCUGCCAGUGAUAGAGUACGAAGAAAAUGUAAUUGAAAUUAAAUUGCGGGCGCUACUGAAAAGCUAAGUGCGCCGUGGAUAGUUAUACUGAUAUUUUGAGAAAAGGAUAUAGAUAUUGGUCAAAUUUAUAUUUCAUUGUUUGCAAAUUUCGAAACAAAGUUAAAAGUGUCUGCCGGUAUUGAUUUCAUACCAAGGUUACCAAAAAUAAGGAUACCAAUAAAAUGCUGUUCAACUUUUGCAAGAACUCGGAGGGUGUUUUUAACAGCGCCUAUCGCAUGCAAUUAUUGGCGGCAGUCAGUGUUACCAUAAUAACGUUUUGCAAUGGCAUUGGCCUUGGCUGGUGCGCGCCCAUGUUAGCCAAAUUGCAAUCGGCCAGCGAAAGUCCCCUUGAUUUUACCGCUACGGUGCAGCAGACAUCAUGGAUCGGUUCAUUGGUUUGCGUUGGCGGUAUCAUUGGAAAUGUGCUCUUUGGCGUGCUGUUGGAUCGGAUCGGUCGCAAAGCUUGCAUUUAUCUUCUUGCAAUACCACAUAUGUGCUUCUGGAUAUUAGUCUACGUCGCGCCAUCCAUUGAAUACCUGUAUGCUGCACGAUUCACUUCCGGUGUGACUGGCGGUGGCACUUGGGUUGUGUUACCGAUUUACAUCGGAGAAAUCGCAGAUCCGAAUAUACGCGGUCGUCUUACCUCACUGUUUACACUCUUCCUCAACGUUGGCAUGUUGAUUGGUUAUACCCUUUCAUCGUAUGUACCUUAUCACAUUAUACCAAUUGCGGUAAUAUUGCUACCUCUGCUAUAUCUACUAAUUGAAAUCUACUUUCCCGAAACACCCUCGUACCUGCUGCAUUGCGGAAAAGAGGAGGAAGCAAAGAAAUCUUUGAAAUUCUACUCGAACUAUACAGCUUCAACCAAAGUGGAGAUGGAGAAAUUCAACAUUAAAUAUGAGGAAUUGAAAACUGCCGUACAACAACAAAAAUCACAAUCGGACGCGGUCACACUGCGCGAUUUCUUCACGAAGCGCGCUCUACGCACCUUAGGCAUAGCCAAUAUGGUCUUCCUCAUCAGUAUAUUAACCGGAAGCUAUGCGUUGCUCAGCUACAUGUCCACAGUUUUUGUGGCUGUUAAAACCGAUAUUCAUCCCGACACGAACACCGUCAUUAUCGGUGUGGUUCAAAUUCUGGGCGCAUAUAUUGCCAUCAUUUUGGUCGAUCGUUUUGGGCGCAAAGUGUUACUCAUGAUCUCCUCAGCUUCCACAGGCAUUUGUUUGGCAGCUUUUGGUACGUACGCAUUCUUCGUGGAAGAAACAAGUGUGGAUCUUACACCAUAUAGCUCAUGGCUGGCACUCGUACUCAUGGCGCUGAUUAUACUCACGGCAAAUGUGGGCAAGAUACCAGUACCCGCAGUCGUUGUCGUGGAGAUUUUGCCGCCAAAGAUUCGAGCAAAUGGUGUAUCGUUUAGCGUGGCAAUGUUGAGCAUAUUCGCUUUUACCAUGCUGAAAGUGUUCCCACCAUGUAUGGAAGCUUUCGGUUUGGCAACGACAAUUUGGGGAUUUGCGGUAUUCUCUGCCUUAGGUCUUUUAUAUAUAACAAUAUUUGUGCCAGAGACGAAAGGAAGGUCCAUGAACGUAGACGAAAACUAAUAGACAACUCAACUAGCAACUGAACUCAUUUACUGUUAUCAGCUUAUCACAUCAUAAUCAUAAAAAGAUUAUGGAUAUUUUAUGUGUAUAUAUAAGUAUAAGAAUCUUCAGCUGGUAUUUCACCACUUUGUGUAUUUAAAAAGAACAUGACUUCUCUCUUUUUAAUGUGAUCUAUACUACUAUUAUAUAGAGAAAAUAUGUGAAUGUAUGUUUGUAAUAAAUAAACUCAAAAACUA